Molecule: messenger RNA, 794 nt
Organism: Aspergillus caelatus
Lineage: Eukaryota; Fungi; Ascomycota; Eurotiomycetes; Eurotiales; Aspergillaceae
Exons: 3
Coding region: 170-679 (169 amino acids)
Source: RefSeq, a predicted model, not a curated record
CAGAAGAUUAGGCUGUACGUCAAGACGACAUAUUUGCCAUCUCGUUAUUAUUAGUAGCGGAUGUGCUCGAGACCGUUCCCCGUGGCUAUUAUUAUCACAUGCGAUUAUUACGAUCUUAUUUACUUGACACGCAGGUUUCUGGCGUCCGCUCCCUAACCGUUUAGCUCAUAUGAGAUUCAAUGGCAGGAUAAGUCGCCCCUUUUCCGACGAGAAAUUGCGAGGCAUGAUCCAUCAUCUCCGACGAAUAAUGAAAGAACUAUCACUACCCGAUAGGACGAAAACGGUGAAUCUAAUAUUCGGCGGUUUGGGAUUAACACCCAAGCUAGAACCCACUAGAGUGUCGCCAGAACCAGUCGGAUGGAGACCUCAGAUUUCGCGCCUUUCUCCUGAGAGGAGUCCCAGUCCGAUAUCGUAUUCCUUGUGCUCGUGGUCUUUUCCUUUUCUUUUCUCUUCUUUUGUUUGUGUUCUCAAAGCGGCAUCGUCCGUCACCUGUCAAAACGUGCGGGUUUACGGGUACUAUAAGCCUUACUUGGUCUCGGGAUUUACUGGGUUAAGGUAUAAUAAGUACGUAGUAGCUGACCGAUUCCUGCACCUUAAGCUUGGGCACCCGCGGUGCAGCUCCCAGCUGGUCCCAUGGUGUGGCCCGGGGAGGUCUUUGGGUGAUCCCGUACUGAACUAAAAGCGAAGCGACGUCUAUAGAACAUUCUUAGUCUGUUCCCACAGCGAAUAACAGCAGGCAUCUACCAUUAUGGGGCCUUAAAAAGUACUAGAAGCCUGCUAAGGCGCACCUACGG